Alternaria hordeiaustralica is the source of this 984-nucleotide messenger RNA. RefSeq lists its product as uncharacterized. Lineage: Eukaryota; Fungi; Ascomycota; Dothideomycetes; Pleosporales; Pleosporaceae. The transcript has a single exon. The coding region runs from base 1 to 984 and encodes 327 amino acids. The record is from RefSeq and is a predicted model, not a curated record.
AUGGUGGCGGAGCGCCGUUCCUUGACAGAUUGUCUGGAGGUAUGCGGUCCAUGGACUGGUUUAUCCAAAUACGACCAACUAACCCGUCUCAUUAUAGAACUGCGCAAUACCGUCUACAAGUACUUCCUCGACCUCGACCCAUCUCUCGACCAGAGUAUCCAGUUCCUCCAAGUCAAUCGGCAGAUCCGCUCUGAAUUCGGGUCACUAUACCUGAGUCAGGGCAACGCUAUAGUACCUCUUGACUGCCUCAUACCCUUCCUGCGCGACACCUUCCAGUCUAUCGCUAGCCAGAGACCAAAGGACUUCACUUGCAGCUUCCUUGUACAGCUCGACUGGAACGAUCUCUGUUGGCACAGGAGCUUCUGGGACCUCGAUCUCUUUGAAACUGUCGCAUUCAUGCGUGGAUAUCCUUUACUCAACAUUGAGUGGGACCUGAACCCUUCCAACCGCUGUAGUUACUCUAAUCACUCCAACCGCCCUACCUACUCCAGCCGCGGCGACCGCUCCGACGUACCUGAAGAAGAAGAAGGAACCGAAGAAGAAGACGAGGACGAAGACGAGCCAGAGGAGAGACAACCCGAGGAGGCACAGCCUGACGAAGCACAACCCGAGGAAUCAGAAUCGGAGGAAGCAGACUCUGAGGAAGAAGAGAUAGCGAUUCCGCGUCAUUCCGCUCGAGUCACUUUCAGUGUUGACGAUAUAGACAUCGACGCGCCCCUGUCAAUACUCAGAGAACUGGAGGAUGAGUUGUACGCGAAGCUAGCUACUAUUGAUCUGUCCUUAUCUAUCAGGCCACCUUCAGAUGAGAAGUUCAGUGUCGGUCUAGUAGCCUAUCUCGACAUCGCUCUAAUGGCGAACUGUACGGAACGAGACUUCGAGAACUUUGGACUUGGUAUGGAAUGUGGGGGCAUCAAAGUGCGUUUUCAUAUAGCGCAUGAGCCAGAAAGCGAAUACAAUGUCUCCGAGAGCGAGGAAGACGAAUAG